UAUGAUUCUGUGUUCCAGUCUGGUACCCAGACAACGAGAGCUGAUAUCCCCACCGGGCAAAAAAGCAAUUGAUGAUUUGCAUGCUGUGAUGGAAGCAACACUGCAGGGUGGGGACAGGUGUGUGUGUGUAUGCACACACCCAGUGUUUUCUUAACCGGAGCAGCAGCUGCAUCUGAACAGCACAGCUCAGAGUAGCACCGUCCAACAGUUGGGCUUUCCCUUGCCUCCGCCCCAGCUGUGGUUUCCAGAAGGGGAUGCUGUGCUGCCACUGCUGAGAGAGACAGCUGGUACCCACCCCGCUCGUUUAAGGCUGCAUCGUCAGAUCCUGGCAAGCAUCUUUCUACAACAGCAGAAGCAGGGAAAGGCUGCGAGAGACAGGUGGAUGCAUGCAGGAGGCAGCGGGGAGCAGCUCUUCGCCAGUGGCAGCAGGGAGAAGCGGGGAGCUUCACCCUGCUGGCAAGGAGCCACUGAGAUCACCUCAGGUGACCAUGCUUAACGGGGAGACAAGUUCCUCCUCAUCCAGGAAUGUGGUCCGGAGCUCCAGCAUCAGUGGAGAGAUGUACAACAUUGAGAAGAGUAAUGCAGGCAACCCCGAUUCAGCUAGCCUCUCAUCCAAUAAGAAGCGGCGAUCCAGCCUGGGGGCCAAGAUGGUGGCUAUCGUGGGGCUGUCCCAAUGGAGCAAGAGUACGAUGCAGCUCAACCAUCCUGAUGGUGUUCCAAAAAAGCUUCGUAGUAACAUCCGCAGAAGUACGGAGACUGGCAUUGCUGUGGAGAUGAGGAACAGGGUCACCCGGCAAGGCAGUCGGGAGUCAACUGAUGGAAGCACCAAUAGUAACAGCUCCGAUGGCACGUUUAUUUUCCCCACAACCAGGCUGGGAGCUGAAAGUCAGUUCAGCGACUUCCUAGAUGGGCUGGGGCCAGCACAAAUCGUAGGACGGCAGACACUUGCUACUCCGCCAAUGGGUGAUGUCCACCUUGGAAUGAUUGACAGGAAUGGACAGCUGGAGGUAGAAGUAAUAGAGGCCCGGGGACUCAGUCCAAAGCUAGGAUCCAAGUCCAUUCCCGCCACCUACAUCAAGGUUUAUCUGCUAGAAAAUGGUGCUUGCUUGGCCAAGAAGAAAACAAAGACUGCCAAAAAGACCUGUGACCCGCUCUACCAGCAGGCCCUGCUCUUCGACGAGGGCCCUCAGGGAAAAGUGCUACAGGUGAUUGUUUGGGGAGAUUAUGGGCGCAUGGACCAUAAGUGCUUCAUGGGAAUGGCCCAGAUCGUUCUAGAAGAGCUGGACCUGUCCAGUGUGGUGACCGGUUGGUACAAGCUCUUUCCCACCUCCUCGCUGGCGGACUCCACCAUCGGACCCCUUACGCGACGUCUCUCCCAGUCCUCUCUAGAGAGUUCAAUAAGUCCUUCUUGCCCUUAAGGAUGGACUGGGAGGAAAGAAGAAAAGCAAAGGAGGAGACACCCUGCUCUGCCACCAAUUUGGCAGCAUGGUUUGUAAAUAUCCCAUGUCUUUCCCUCCCAUCACCCUUCCUUCUACUUCUUCACAGAGGGAAGCCUGCUACCAACGAUUUUAGGCGUUCCCUCACUCACCCUACAGGUAUGCGAUUGUAGGAAGAGAUGAUUCCAGAAUGUGGU
Messenger RNA from Lacerta agilis (Sand lizard), 1633 nucleotides. It is a transcript of the gene RIMS3, whose product is annotated as regulating synaptic membrane exocytosis 3. NCBI's taxonomy places the organism in Eukaryota, Metazoa, Chordata, Lepidosauria, Squamata, Lacertidae. Bases 387 to 1418 code for a protein of 343 amino acids. Gene Ontology annotation, biological process: regulation of membrane potential; regulation of synaptic plasticity; positive regulation of synaptic transmission. Gene Ontology annotation, cellular component: cytoskeleton of presynaptic active zone; presynaptic membrane. The record is from RefSeq and is a predicted model, not a curated record. Gene Ontology annotation, molecular function: small GTPase binding; transmembrane transporter binding. The transcript has 7 exons.